AGCUUACAAAGAUGGAUUAGUAGCAAGUCAAUCAGUCAAAUAACAGUGAUGUUGAGUUUCGCUUGAUUCUAUACUUUAUAACAGGCUGACUUCAUGUAGGUGGUUUGAGAUGUCAGAUGAACUAAUGUGUUAGCUGUAUCAACGUGCGUGUGUUUAUAGUAUCUACGACUAACACAUCUUUUCGUGGUUUGACCUUCGAAGUAUAAGAAAAAAAGUCGCGGUUUGAAGUUACACCUGUAUGCAGGCUUGGAUAUGAAUAGAGGAAGAUGAUUUUCCAGAUACCUUUCUAUGCAUGGUAAAAGUGGAAAAUUGUGAUAAUAAUAAUCAGAACUAAAAAUGAGGAAGUCGCUUAAAAAGAAGUAUUCAUCAAUCACCUUAUAAUUGUGAAGUGUUCAUGAGUGAGCUGUGAGAAAAGAUUGGAAUUUAAGAAGAAAAAAAAACUUAUGAAUUAAAAUGCCUGGUAGUUUACUAUUAGGUGCAGAUACUUAUUCUGAUGUAUCCGAAUAUUCAGGAAGAAGCCUUGAUUCUAAAAUUGGAGGCAAAAAAGUGAGCUUUAAUAAAGCAGUUCGAGUCAAGCAGUAUCCAUGGAAACCAGAUGUGGAUGUUGCUACCUCUGAACAUUUAACCUUACCGAGUAACAGAUUUUGGUUUAAAGUAUACAAAAACAAACACGACACUCCAGUUUCCUAUGAUUAUUCAACAGCAACGUCGAAACAAAACAACUGGGAGGAAGAAAGUAUGGAGUGUAUUCAUGAUUCUCUUGCACCAAUUGCUGAAGUAGAUGAUCAAGAAAUAGAAACAAGCCCAAAACAUACUAAUAACACAAUCUCAGAAAGAAAUGGAUAUGAACGAAGUGAUGAUUUCAACGAUUACAAUGGAUCCUACAAGAGUUAUGAUUAUCAACCGAUAGACCCUCCUGUUGAUUAUUUUGAUGAAAUGCGUUUAACUUCAAACAGAGGUAUGAAUGGUGCCAGGCGAGUCUGGGGAGAAAAUGAUUUAAAAAAUGAUCGUCCCAGUUAUGAUCCGAAUCCCUCGAAUAUUUCCAGCCAGUGGAAUGGCAAUGGUUAUCACAGACAACCUGAUAAGAUUGAUGAAAACUCCGAAAAUUCAUAUUCAAUGUCCAUGUCCGAUAUUAAUGGGCUUCCUCGUUCUAGCUUUAGAAACGAUUUUGCUACAAGACGAUCGAUGCGAAGAUUGGACAAUUCAGAUGGCUUUACGACCCGAGGAAGGAGAUCCAGGUCUCAUGACGAAUACAUGGAUAACGAUAGCAGGUUUAAGCAUCUUAAAAAAGCCGAUAAAGCUGUGUCCACUGAUGAUUUGAAUAACGGCAAUGUACUUAUUAGUCCAAGUAAUAGAUUUUUUAAAGGAAGCAGAGAUAUUGCUACGCAGUGUCAUUUGACAUUAACUCGAAAUAAAAGCCAGUCCUCCUUUAAUAAUCUCAAUAUGUCUUCCACUUCUCAAGCAAAUUCCCACAUAAGCAACACUGAAAGACUUAAAAACUUCACACCGCAAAGGCCUAGACUUAACUUUAUCAACGAAUCAAAUAGUGUUGCAACAAGUCCUAAGAAAGAUUAUUCCUUAGAAAAAGUAUCGAGCAUAAUUCGCACCCGUACGAACUCACCUAAAUCAAAUGACUUCUCGGCACAAACAGGACACAAUUACAAGCAAUACGGUCACGAGUCAGAAUUCCACAAUAACACAAAUAGCGCUAAUUUGAAGCCUUUAGCACGAACAGAAAACAACAUAGCGACCAUCAUGCAAAAUCAGGCUAAUAGAACAUUUAAUAGAUUCAAUCCAAGAAGUGAAUCAAUAAUAGAUACUAAGAGCAAUCGAGAAAAUACCAAUCGCUUUGUAUCUUCAAAGGAACCAAACAGUACUGGAUUCAAUAGAUUCAAUCUAAGAAGCGAUUCAACAAUAGAUACUAAGAGCAAUCGAGAAAAUAGCAAUCGGUUUGCUUCUUCAAAAGAACCAAACAAUACUGGAUUCAAUAGAUUCAAUCCAAGAAGUGAUUCAACAAUAGAUACUAAGAGCAAUCGAGAAAAUUCCAAUCGAUUUGUAUCUUCAAAAGAACCAAACAAUACUGGAUUCACUAGAUUCAAUCCAAGGAAUGAGUUGAAACCAAUUGAUACAAAGAACAACAGAGAAAACACCAAUCGUCAUGAUGCAGCGAGAGAAACAAACGGUGUUGGAUAUCUUCGGGGACAUCAAAUACCAUUGAGUGAAGUAAACACAAAUACAAAUCGCAAAUUCAUGGGCAGAAGUAACGGCCAAUUGAACCAAAACCACAUAUCUCGUAAAAUUGACGAGAACCAAAGCAUGGUAAAACUUCCAAGUGUAUCUACAAAACCUGAUUUACAGUCAUCAAAAGGUUUCCAGACAAAGAGAUAUCUUUCUCCUCCAAAUAACCACGAACGAAGAAGUUUUAGAAACGGUUCUAACUCAGCCAAGAGUUACGCCAGUGAAGGUGAUAGUUCUAUGAUAGAUUGGUCGCUAUCAGGUUUUCAAUUGGCUUCAAAACCUGAGAAUGGUUUAAAUUCCGUUUCAGAUAGUGAGUAUACUGUACAUAGGCGACCACCACUGCUUAUGUAUAUACCAGGGGUAAGCCAUCAUGACCGGCCAGCAAUCGAAGACGAUCGGUUGUCAGCUUUAAGUGAUAUUUCUCGAUCGGAGUUGAAUGACGGUUUAAGCUCACUUGCUGGUUCAUCAAGAGACAGAAGUGUUAUUGGUGAUUUGCGAAGAAGACAAUCAAUGAGAGAGGGAAAAUCAAAAUGGCUAAAAUGGAGAUCCAAAAGCUAAUUACAAUAUGUUAUAAUAUCUAUAAGGACUACUAAAUUAUAUGAAUUAUUAUUGUUUUGAUUAUAAUUUCUCAUGGUAUCAUGUAUGUUAACGUUACAAUUUACGUAACUGCUCUGGAAGCAUUAUUACUAUUGUAAAUUUGAUUAAAUUCUAACUGAACUUUGUGAUAA
Messenger RNA from Parasteatoda tepidariorum (common house spider), 2966 nucleotides. Lineage: Eukaryota; Metazoa; Arthropoda; Arachnida; Araneae; Theridiidae. The record is from RefSeq and is a predicted model, not a curated record.